Lingula anatina is the source of this 2800-nucleotide messenger RNA. RefSeq lists its product as uncharacterized. The record is from RefSeq and is a predicted model, not a curated record. NCBI's taxonomy places the organism in Eukaryota, Metazoa, Brachiopoda, Lingulata, Lingulida, Lingulidae.
AUAUGCAAGAUAAUCUUCAAAAGCAAAUGGAGGAUUUUAAAAACGAAAUAAGGUAUGAAUAUCCUCAUGAGUAUUAUGAAGAGCCAAUUUAUGACGACACGUCAGUUCUUAGUGAGGCUCGGGAUUCAGACCAAGUAGUCGAGAUGGCAGACACUGCCCAUAAUGAAAAUCCCAGUACCAGUAAAAGACACAUAGAGGAAGAACUUCUUCCAGAAAAGAAAAUGAAAGUCUUGAAGAAAAUGACUGAAACAGCUAAAAAAUCUGAGCCCAAAGGGCCUGAAAUUAACACAACCUUAGCUGACAACAUUACAGCAUUCAUGAGGUCUAAACCAAUGGAAGAGGAGACCAAAGCUCUUUUUGAGAAAAUUUUAGCUCCUUCCAACUGUGAAGGUUUGCAGCCAAUUAUUAUUAACGAGGAAAUAUGGCCUAGCAUUAGUCAUGAUGCUAAAACACAAGAUUUAAAGCUUCAGAGAGUGCAAAAUUAUUUGAUAAAGGGCGUUUCCUCAAUGGCAGUUGCAAUGAACAAACUCAUUAGUAAAUGGGAUUCAGAUACUAAAAAUUUGGAAGAAGAAGAUUUUGAAGAAAUAAUCAAUGAUGCUACGAAUGCACUUCGAGCAUUUGGUUGCACAAACUUUGAACUUUGCACAAAAAGGAAAGAGGCUUUAAGACCUCACAUUGAUAAGCAAUAUUCACAUUUGUGUGCAAGUUCCAUCCCAUAUACAAAUAGGCUUUUUGGGGAUGAAAUAGUAAAAAGAAUCCGUGACAUGUCUGAUGUCAACAAAAUGAAUCACCAAGUGUUUAAAAACACUGGUUCAUCAUAUUCUGGGACUCCCAGAGAAAGAGGAAGCAGAACCAGCAUGCGAGCUAGGGGAAGAAGUUUUCCUCCUAAGAGCAUAAGAGGUGCAAGAAGUGGCACCAGUAGAGGUCAUAUUAGGACCUAUCACAGGCAGCAGGAUUUAAAAAACUGCCCUGCAACUCUGCAUCAUUAGAUGUGGAAAAGUUGAAGAAAAUUUUUGAGGUAAGUCCUCAACAUAACAUUGCUGGUAGAAUAUCAAAGUUUAUUUCCCAAUGGGAAUUGCUGACAUCUGAUGCUUGGGUGUUACAGACUGUUAGAGGUUUAAGAUUGGAAUUUGUGGAUAAUAAUUAUCCUAAACAGACGACACCAUUAAGAGAAAUAAGAUUCACAGAAUCUGAAGGAAAAUUGAUUGAUAUUGAAGUUUCAAGAUUAUUAUGUAAAGGUGUCAUUGUUGAAACACAAAAUGAAGAAGGACAAUUUGUCAAUACAAUAUUUACUAGGCCUAAAAAAGAUGGCACAAGAAGAAUGAUAUUAAAUCUUAAACCUUUCAACAAAUUUAUGAAGUACCAUAAGUUUAAAAUGGAUACUUUAAAGACAGUCUUGAAUUUAUUGUGUCAUAAAGCAUACAUGGCACGCAUAGAUUUACGAGAUGCAUAUUAUAUGGUUAGAAUUUACAAAGAGCAUCAGAAGUUUCUCAAAUUUCAAUGGAGAAAUAAAUUAUAUAUGUAUACUGCCCUUCCAAAUGGCUAUUCAGAUGCUCCAAGAGCAUUCACAAAAUUAUUAAAGCCAUUAUGUGCAUCCUUAAGAAGGAAAGGGAUUAUUAUGAUAUCUUAUAUAGAUGACAUUUAUAUACAAGCUAGUUCAGAAAAUGAAUGUCUAUGGGCAGUACAAGAAACUGUUAAGUUAUUCAAAACUUGUGGAUUUUUGAUCCAUGAAGAAAAGUCAGCAUUAAUCCCAACUCAAGAAAUUGUAUUUUUGGGAUUUAAAAUAAACUCUAAAAAUAUGACUGUGCAACUGACCAAUGAAAAGAAACAAGUUUAUAAAGAAAUGAUUGAUGAUUCAAUCAGAAGAGAUGAUGCAUCUAUUAGAGAAAUUGCAAAAAUAUUAGGAAUAUUAAUAUCAUGUUUGCCUGGAGUCCAAUACGGGCCAUUGCAUUAUAGGAAACUAGAGAGAGCAAAAAUUAAUGCAUUGAAACAAAAUAAAGAUGAUUAUGAAGCUGUAAUGGAUAUUACAGAUGACAUGAAAGUAGAUCUAGACUGGUGGUCUAGAAAUAUAUUGUUUGCAACAAAUAAAAUUUAUCAUGGCAAUGCACAGAUUGAAAUUCAAUCAGAUGCUACUCCUUUAGCAUGGGGAGCUAAAUGUAGAGAUACAAGAAUUGGUGGAUUCUUUACUGAAGAAGAAAUUUUAUUCUGUCAUGAUAAUAUCAAUGCAUUUGAAUUGCUUGCUAUAAAAAUGGCUUUACAUGCCUUUAUUCAAGAAAUCAAAGGAAAGGUAGUUUUAUUGAGAUCUGAUAAUACUACAGCAGUUGCAUACAUUACACAUAUGGGAGGUUUGAAAUCCCCAGUUUGUGAUGAAAUAGUAUCAGACAUAUGGAAUAAAUGCAUUGAAAAUGACAUAUGGCUUACUGCUGAAUAUUUGCCUGGAAUAUUAAAUGUAGAGGCAGAUUGGGAAUCAAGAAAUGUGAAUAUUAGAACUGAAUGGUCACUAAAUAUUGAUAUAUUUAAAAAAGUGACAGAUAUAUUUGGUAUGCCAUGUAUAGAUCUAUUUGCAUCAAGAUUGAAUAGCAAAUUAGAAGUAUUUGCUUCUUGGAAACCAGAACCUGGUGCUAAAUACAUUAAUGCUUUUUCAAUAUCUUGGGAGAAUAUGUAUUCAUACAUUUUUCCUCCUUUCAGCCUGAUUCCCAGGAUAAUCAAGAAGAUUCGGGAAGAUCAGGCAGAUGCUUUAGUUGUGAUACCUUUUUGGUUGACACAAGCAUGGUUCACUCCAUUAAUGGAAAUGUUNUAA